CACAGAUACAGCUGUCGCACGUGGGUUGUCGGCACCUAACCCGUUUACUUUGUACAUCUAACUUCAUUUAAUUUCCUUUGUUUUUCUCCUUUAAAAUAUAAUUUUUGUCUUCUUAUCCAAGAUUUUCCGUCCAUAAUCCUCACCUCUUGCUGAUGGAAGCGAUAGAACCCAGGCCCUCCACCCUCCUGAACUAGCAGCGAUCAGGACUAGACUCUCUCCCCCUAAAAGAGCCUUCUCAGAUAUGGCGGCGGAGGCGGUUGGAGCUUCGUUCGCGUCUGCUGUUAUUCGUAAGCUUGUCGCCGACUCCCUCUCCAUUGUAGAGGAAGGCCAUCUCCAUCCAGGGAUUCAGGAUGUGCUGACUAAACUACGGUCUACACUUAGAGACAUCCAAUCUUUGAUCGAUGAUUCUGAGGGAGUGCUGACAAGAGACCCUAGCCAGGCCAUAUUGCUAGAGCAACUCAAAGAUGUUUUCUAUGAGGCGGACGACGUGCUGGACGAAUUUCAUUUCAAGAUCGUUUCCACGAAGCUGAACGGUGACAAGAAGGUGCGAUGCAUUCCAUCCUGUUUUAUGUAUUUCAAGAAUUCAGAUUUGUUCCGUUAUGACCUCCAAAACUUAAAGAAUCUUGAGGGAGAACUUAAGAGAAUUUCUGAUGAUGCCAAGAAUAAUUUGGUGUUAGUUCCCAACCGUGAAAAGCAGAGAACCGAGGUCGAGAGGAUUUCCGCUUCACUUAUGUUCGAGAACGAGGUUUACGGGCGAGACAACGAGAAAGAAGAGAUCGUAAAAAUAUUGUUGAGUUCAGGUGGUGAGCCUGAAUCAGGGGACAAGGGAGGGGUUGGGAGUAGCACUGGUCUUGUCGUCAAUGUCCUUACAUUGGCAGGCAUGGGCGGAAUUGGCAAAACAACUCUUGCACAACUUGUUUACAAUGACGAGAGAGUGAGGAUGCAUUUUGACACAAGAGCGUGGUGUUUUGUGUCUGAGGAUUUUGACAUCAAAAGGAUUUCAAAGGAUCUGUUGUACGUGCUAGGUCAUAAUCCCUCCAAUAUUCAUAGUACGGAAAUCAUUACUACGGAACUUGGGCUUGCUUUAUUAAACAAGAAAUUUCUUAUUGUCUUUGAUGAUGUAUGGAAUGAGAACGCACACGAGUGGGAAAUGUUGAGAAACAUCUUAACAUGCGGUGCAAGAGGGAGCAAGGUUUUGGUAACAACUCGAAAUGAAAUGGUUGCGAGGAUUAUGAGCACUACAAGCACUUUUUUGGUACGUUGUCUAUCAGACGAUGAUAGCUGGGCCCUUCUUAAGCGUUUAGCAUUUGAUGAUCGGAAUCUAGAAUAUGAGACAAGGAAGAAACUGGAGCCUAUUGGUAAGAAAAUCUGUAGAAGGCUUGGAGGUUUGCCAUUAGCAACAAAGGUGGUAGGAAGUCUAUUGAGAUUCAACUUGGACGAGAUAUUCUGGAGAAGAAUCUUGGAAGGUGAAUUGUGGGAGUAUGAUUUUGCAUCUCACAUCUUGCCAGUUCUCAGGUUGAGUUAUCAGCACCUAAAUGCGAAUUUGAGACAAUGCUUUGCUUAUUGUUCCAUAUUCCCUCAGGGAUACAUGUUCGAGAAACUUAAAUUAGUCCAGAUGUGGCAAGCACAGGGUUACAUUAAACUAGAUGACCGAGGGGAAAUGACACAGGAGGAUAUUGGGAGCCAGUGGUUUGAUGAGCUAAGAGAUAGGUCUUUCUUUCAACGUGCAGGAGAAAACAGAUAUGAAAUGCAUGAUUUGAUUCACGAUUUGGCAUUAUGGGUCUCUUCAGAUGAUUGUUCUAUAGUUGAAUAUGAGCUUCAAAAUAUUCCACAUAGAGUUCGCCACUUGGCUGUUAGGACUGAUAAAUUGGAUGUGCUUAAGGAAAUGAGAAAAUUGAAAAACUUGCGUACCCUUUUGUUCUUUGGCAAUUAUGAUUUGCAUGAAUAUCCUAAGGUUCUUGAAGACAUGUUCAUAUAUCUGAAAGGCCUUCGUGUGCUGGACCUAUCUUCAACUCCCAUAGAAAAGUUACCAUAUGCUCUUGGUGGCUUAUUACAUCUCCGGUACCUAGACAUUUCUAACACCAAAAUCAGACUGCUUCCUUCAUCUUUUUCUAGGCUUUGCCAUCUACAGAUGCUGAAUUUGCAAGGGUGCAAUUUUCAGGAGUUACCGAAAGGCAUGAACAAAUUAAUCAAUCUGCGAUAUUUGUAUGGAGAUUCUAAAAUUGUUUCUCUAAUAGAGGGUAUUGGAGAACUAACCAACCUCCAACACUUAAAGGAAUUUCCUGUCAGGCAGAAGAGGGGGCAUGGAAUAGGAGAGUUAAAGAGCUUAAAGAAUCUUCAAGGGCGACUUUCAAUUAAGAAUCUUGAGAAUGUCAAAACUAAAGAGGAGGCCAUGGAGGCUGAGUUGGAGAAUAAAAAGCACCUCAAUGCAUUGCAGUUAGAAUGGAGUUCUCUAACAGGAAACCAGCCUCAUGUAGAGAAAGAGGUACUUGAAGGGCUCCAACCACAUCCCAACCUUAAAAAGCUAAGCAUCAUGGGCUAUAACGGUAUUGUCUACCCAGACUGGAUGGUAGGGAAUCAAUGUCUCGUCAAUCUAGUAUGUGUACAUCUCCAUUCUUGUCACAGGUGGGAACACCUGCCAUCUUUUGGGCAACUUCCCUCCCUCAAGUUUCUAUAUUUGGAAAAUAUGCCUGCAGUAACACAAAUUGGUUAUUGGUUUUAUGGCAAUGUUGAUGUUAUCUUUCCAUCUCUGGAGCAGCUGAAAUUUGUGGAGUUGCAGAAUUUGAAGGAGUGGUCAGAAAUAGAUAGUCAUCAGUUCUUUCCUUGCCUCCGUGAAAUCCAGAUCAAGGACUGCUGCAGCUUAACAACAUGUCCCUUCCUCUCUAUUCAGUCAUCAGUUAGAGAGUUCAUAAUCGACAAUUGCGGUGACCUUAGCAUUGCACUACCUGGAUGUCUACAAAGCUUCACCUCUCUUACUCUCUUAGUGAUCUCUCAUUACCACCACAAAAUGUCAGUUAGUUUGUCCAACCUCAAUGCACUCGAGAAAUUACACCUCGAAGAUUGCCCAGAGCUGACCAUACCAGGUGGGCUUCACUCUCUUGCUAACCUGAAGAAACUACAUAUUGAAGGAUGUCCCAUGUUGAAUGAGUCCUCGCUGCCUAAGCAACCAGAUGUGGAGAAGGGCUUACAAUCCCUCGCUGACCUCUGCAUAGAUGACAGCAUCCUAAUUAAUGAUGGAUGGGCUCUUCUAGGAAGCCUCUCUUCGCUCAGGAUUUUGAAUUUCCAGCACUUCAACCAUCUUGGUUACUUUAGCAAGGAGCAGGAGUUGUGGUUUCAUCAACUAACCUCCAUCCAAGAGCUAGGGAUAUCCCAUUGUCUCAAUCUCGAGCGCCUGCCUGCUGAAUUGUCUCCACUUUUAUCCCUCAAAAAACUGAGUAUAACAAACUGUCCCAAGAUUAUGUCACUGCCAGAAAAUGGCUUGCCUAUUUCACUCAAAGAAUUGCAGAUCUCAGGAUGCCCAGCAUUGGGAGAGCAGUGCACAAGAGGGAAUGGACCUGAUUGGCCAAAGAUUGCUCACAUCCCUUUCAUAACUAUACAUCCAUGAAGAAGCGUGAUGUCAAUAAAAACCAGAUGCUACAGCUACUGUGAAACUUUUGGCUCGAGCUCCAUGGAGGCUGUUUGUCCUUUGGGCAAGGUGCCCUAUCUGAGACCCAAGGAGAAAGUUGUGUCUCUGACUGUGGUUUUUGAUGCCAACACAAAGGAGGAAGGAGGAAAAGUGUUGGUCAUUUAGGGUCACCUGGGUCUGGUGCUGCAUUUUUUUUUUUUUUGUGGACUUGUAUAAUUUGUCCGGUAGCUACCUCGUAAAAAAGGUUACUGCUUUAUUUGGUUUUGCCUGUCCAAAAUGAAACCGGAGUAUUCUUCAUUUAUCCUUUAAAAUUAUGGGUGCCAUGAAUUUCAACUUGUCAUGCAAAGAAAUGUAAUUAGACAGGCCUACAUGACUGCUUGUAUGAUUUGAUGAAUAUUAACAAAUGCUGUGGCAACUGCAAUUAUGGAAAUCUAGCAAUUGAAUCCAUGGUAAGAGGUAUCAUGGACGGGGAGAAGCACCUCCUAUUUAAUUUUUCUCUUUAA
Molecule: messenger RNA, 4128 nt
Organism: Elaeis guineensis (African oil palm)
Lineage: Eukaryota; Viridiplantae; Streptophyta; Magnoliopsida; Arecales; Arecaceae
Source: RefSeq, a predicted model, not a curated record